Penicillium diatomitis is the source of this 936-nucleotide messenger RNA. Its product is annotated as oxidoreductase, short-chain dehydrogenase/reductase family. NCBI's taxonomy places the organism in Eukaryota, Fungi, Ascomycota, Eurotiomycetes, Eurotiales, Aspergillaceae. Gene Ontology annotation, molecular function: oxidoreductase activity. The transcript is spliced from 4 exons. Bases 1 to 936 code for a protein of 311 amino acids. The record is from RefSeq and is a predicted model, not a curated record.
AUGUCUCCCAUCUCUCAAUAUGUCGAAAGGCCCGCAACCGGUGCCAAAUCCCAGUUCGAGCCAGGCCACAAGAUUCCCAUCCAGCACAUGGACAAGCCCGGCCUUGAGUCCGAGAUGGCUGAUCCCAAGCCCGUCUACGACCAAAUUCCAACCGAAGACGGUGGCUAUCAGCCAUACAAGCCCGCGGGCAAACUGAAGGGCAAAAGAGCAAUCAUCACCGGGGGCGAUUCUGGUAUCGGCCGCGCAACGGCUAUCCUGUAUGCCAUGGAGGGCGCAUCUAGCAUGAUUGUCUACUUACCUGAAGAAGAGACCGAUGCUCAAGAGACCAAACGGCUUGUGGAAAAGCAUGGAACCAAGUGUCAUUGUCUGGCGAUUGAUCUGCGAAAGCGAGAGAAUUGCAAAAAGGUCAUUGAUACUGCCGUGCAGACCAUGGGAGGGAUUGACAUCUUAAUCAAUAAUGCGGCUUUCCAGAAUAUGCUGAGUGAUAUCAGCGAAUUGAGCGAGGAACAAUGGGAACGAACCUUCGAUACCAACAUCCACUCUUUCUUCUACUUGUCCAAGUACGCCUUACCGCACAUGAAACGAGGUUCCACCAUCAUCAAUUGCUCCUCGGUCAAUCCGUACAUUGGCCGCGGUGACUUGCUUGAUUACACAUCUACUAAGGGAGCCAUCGUUGCGUUUACGCGCGCUCUAUCGAAUCAGCAGCUCAAGAAUGGAAUUCGUGUCAAUUGCGUCUGUCCCGGCCCGAUUUGGACCCCUCUGAUCCCAUCGACGAUGCAGACUUCGGCAAUGGACCAAUUCCAUGCUGUUCCCAUUGGACGGCCGGGGCAGCCAAGUGAAGUGGCAACAUGUUUUGUCUUCCUGGCUAGUCAGGACAGCAGUUAUAUUGCUGGCCAGUGUCUUCACCCCAACGGAGGUGUGAUGGUGAAUGGUUAA